Messenger RNA from Labrus bergylta (ballan wrasse), 1761 nucleotides. The record is from RefSeq and is a predicted model, not a curated record. Lineage: Eukaryota; Metazoa; Chordata; Actinopteri; Labriformes; Labridae.
UAAGCAAAUAAAAAGAUGGAAAAUAAACAUAAAUCCAGUGUCCAUUUUGUCUUCAACUCACUGCCCCCAAUUAUUUCCUUUUCCAGAUUUCUAGAGUUAAUUCAGGAGAAGUUCCAGGAUGUGACUUUGUCCCCUGGAUGGAUGGUGGCCUAUUCUCCCCCACUUUUCACUCAAACCUACACCAGACUCAUGGUGGAAGACAUGUAUGACAUGAUCAAAGAUGUCCCCCAAAAGGUGACGUUUCCAGUCCAUGCCCUGUUGGUUCAGAGAGGCUGGCAGCACAUCAGCUGGCUGCUUAGUCAGUCUCCACGGUUCAGUCUGACGUUGUGGCAGGGUUCAAUUCACCCAAACAUCAGUGACCUGCUGUUUGUUCGAGACAACUCCUACCCUGCCAGAGUCUACUACGACAUCUAUGAACCGACGCUGUCUGAAUUCAAACAGGCCGCAAGGCAGCAGGGUCGGGUCAGGAGAUUCUAUCCUGGAGGAGACCUGAUGGACUUCCUCUUUCCUGCUCACACCUCAGACCUCCACUUCAUGUCAACAGUCACACAACACAACAGUGAGGAGGUCCGCUGGUUUACAGUCAGAGAUUUGCCUUCCUUGAUGGUCCAGCUUACAGGUGCUGCUGCUGGUAUGUUGGUAGUUCAGGUGUCUUCUGACAGUGAACCAGCUGGAGUCCCUUUGGUGGAAGGUUCUGGAGAGAGCUCCCUCACACUGCAGGACGUCCUGUUGCUACUCGGGCAGAGAGCUGAGGCACCCUGGGGUGUUCACCUGCGGAUCUGCACUCAGCAGCUUCUGGAGGCUUCUCUCAAACUGUUGCAUUCCGCCUACAGCAGAGAGGAGCUCUACAGGCCAGUCUGGAUCAGCAUGGAGGGGGUACAGAGCAACACACAGGACAAGGAAAAGUGGAGAGGACUUACAGAGUUUGUAUCCACUGUGGAGAGGCUGUUUCCCUACGUCACCCUCGUCCAUCAGGAGCAGAACUGGCCCCCUCAGGUCCCAGCGACACUGAGCACCGUGUCUCAGAGGGUGGCUGUACAUCUGAACACACUGCCACACGGACGGGAGGGACUUAACUCUCUGAAGAAAAUGAUGGACAGAUAUGACCUCAUUUUAGAGGAGGACACAAAACACCCUGCUGGAGCUUUUAGAGACUUCAAAAGACUGAAGACGGAGCAGAGAGGGGGAAGAAACACAAACCUGUACAUGAUAUCUGACCCCUCCUGACUGAGCAACCCAAAACUACAACACUCAAAGAGGAACAUGUCCCUAUCUUUUAUAUACAAUCACUCAGGUACCUUCUGUUGAUCAUUCUGUCAUUUAAGAUGCAAAAAGUUUUAAUUAAUGUUGUUUAUCUUCUUUAGUUUGUUUCCUUUGCUUGUCUUUCUUUCUUAUUCUUUGCUGUUGUUGAACUCAACAGCCAUCUUCUCUCUGUAUGACCCUGUCACAUUUUAAUUCAUGUUCAAUUGCUUUGCACAAUACAAAAUAAACUUUCAAGGUCUGGACUGGAGGUUUGGAGUUGUCUGGAAAUUGGGUUGAUUAUUUAACUUUAAAAAAUCAUCUCCAGGUUUUCUCUUUCGAUGUUUGACCAAGUGGCGUCCUCCGGUGUUGAAAAAUGAAGCUAGAUCUGCUGUCAUUUGUUCUUCUACUCAUUGUAUCAUUGUGUCUGUGAUGUGUCUUAGUGACUCUCUUUUGUUGUCACUUUUUCUCCUGUCAUGAUAUAUAAAUUUAAAAAAAGAAAAUAAAAAAAUCCUGCAGUUC